Acyrthosiphon pisum (pea aphid) is the source of this 587-nucleotide messenger RNA. Its product is annotated as protein eyes shut-like. The record is from RefSeq and is a predicted model, not a curated record. The transcript has 3 exons. Gene Ontology annotation, molecular function: calcium ion binding. NCBI's taxonomy places the organism in Eukaryota, Metazoa, Arthropoda, Insecta, Hemiptera, Aphididae. The annotation marks the transcript as partial.
UUUUCAAUGUAUAGCUUAUUAUAUUUAUUUAUACAAUACAUUGUAAUGAACUUAGCGUUAUACACGAAACAAUAAAUACAUAAAGUAAACGUGAGUUUUAUUUUCACAUAGGUACAGUAAUUAUUUUAUCUACAAAUGAAUUUCCCUGCCUACCUAUAUCCAGAUUGUCAAUUGUUUACAUUUUCAGGGACGAGUUGUGAAAUCGACUUGGCUGUGUGCAAUUCAACUGGAGAAAUACUAUGCAAAAACGGCGGCGAGUGCAUCGAAGGACCCGGUGUGUCAUUUUCGUGUAACUGCUCGCCAGGAUGGAAUGGGUGGACUUGCGAGGACGAAAUCGAUCAGUGUGACUCUCGUCCGUGCAAGAACGGCGGCGUGUGCAUCAACAGGCAGACAGCGUAUUCGUGUGCUUGUCUUUUUGGUUAUACGGGCCGCGACUGUGACGUGGCACUUCGUUUGUGCGAAGAACACGAGUGCCAAAAUCACGCGCUUUGUUUAAUCGAGGACCAGACGUCGGUUUGUUACUGUGUCCCGGACUACCACGGGAAGUUUUGCCAAUAUCAAUACGACGAGUGCCAACUAGGAAUAAG